Molecule: messenger RNA, 727 nt
Organism: Pygocentrus nattereri (red-bellied piranha)
Lineage: Eukaryota; Metazoa; Chordata; Actinopteri; Characiformes; Serrasalmidae
Product: beta-microseminoprotein
Exons: 4
Coding region: 75-407 (110 amino acids)
Source: RefSeq, a predicted model, not a curated record
GGAAGGGAGGUAGGAGCGGAGUGGAAAAGACGAGGGAGAGGAAUAAAGGACGCGCUCACUGUAUCACUGGGACCAUGAAGAGGUCAGUGUUUGUGGAGUUUGCCCUGUUUGCUCUCAUUCCUCUGAGUGAGGCCGGCUGCUGGCACGGCGUGCUUAAAAAGGGUGCGACUCAUUGUCAGGAUGGUGUGGAUAAGACCUGGCACCCUGUGGGAUCAUCCUGGACCAACAGCAGAUGUGUCCAGUGUGACUGUGACAGUGCUUCAUUGACCUGCUGUUAUGGAAUGCCAAGAGUUGGGAAAUUUGCAGACGACUGCACCGUGGAGUACAAUUAUGACACCUGCACAUAUAAAGUGUUCAAAAAGAGUGAUCCAACAAUUGAGUGCCCUCACGCUGCUGUUCUUAAGUGAUCAUCAAGAAAUGCAGCAUUCAGUAGUGCUGUACACCAGGUCAUUCUGACCGAAGCAUUCUUAGAAAUCAAGCUCAAGCGAAGUACAAGUACUCAGAUAUCUAUAUUCAUAAAAUAUCUGCAAAAGUAUGCAAGUAUAACUGAAUAAGUAAUUUAAGCCAAUUAGUCCUGAUACAGGAUAUAAGAACUCAUUCACAUACAGAAACAUGGACACUUUAAAUACUGCAUAGCUAAUCUUGCUUAAAGAAAAUGCAUUACAGCCUUGAACACUAAUAGUAUUGCAGAUUUUUGACACAUUAAAAUGAAUCAAUUUCCUCUCUG